AUGGCCCUGAGUUUCUCUGAGGCGGACGGCGAUGGGGAGGACUUGGUGGCCCUGACUCUGGCCCAGGCCAUGCUGGCGCUGGCCGUGGUGGCCGCCACCGCCUUGGCCCUGCACUGGCUAGGAUCCGGCUCCGAGCAAGACAAAGACGUGGCCAAGCAGAGUCCGGAGUCUGGCCGGACCCAGGGUCCCCAGGACGGAAAGAUGGCCCAGCCCCCCGCCCCGAAGGCCAGGCUCAGUCGCCAGGACCAGGAGACCAAGGCCCCCGAGACACCAUCGGGCCCCCCGGUCCCCGGCCCCAGGGAGCAGCCUGGAAGAGGCCCCCAAGACCCCGUGUCUCCCGGGGACCCAGAUGGAGGCCCGGCCCCGCGGGCCACUCCCCAGGCCAGAGCACCCAAGAUAACUUCCAGGGUGGCCCCUCCAAAACAGGCUGGAGAUGGCUCCCAGGUGCCCCUUCACCCACAGAGCAGGGCUGGCGCUCCACCAGGGCUAGGCCCCCUCCUGAUACACUUCACCCCAAGGCACCCGGACCCUUGGAGCGAGGGGGGGCUUGGAGGCUCAGGGCGCCCCGGCCCCCUGGUAGCUGCCCCACCUGGAGAGAAGCCAGACAACGGGCAGCCCGCGGGCCAGCGGCAGAAGGGGGCGCCCAGUCCCAGAAGCAGGCGCCGAGUUCGAGGGCUGGGGCCGGACCCCUUCAGCCUGGGUACGGUGGUGAGUGUGUGGGAUGCCAUUGAUGUGGGAAGCUCCCUCGCUGCCAGGGACCCCCUGCUUGGCGGGCUCCUGCCCCAGGCCCCGGGCACCAGAUUUGUGGCUCCAGCAGACACUCCUGCUGGCCCUGCACCUGAGGAGAAGUGGGCCCCCCCGUCCGGGAGCCCCCAAGUAACGGUCUUGGGGAGCGGUGGGGGGGGAGGGCCCAUCUUCCUUGCCUCGGGAGCCCCAAUUGCUGUUCAAGGGGGAGCCGACAGGAAGUCAGGAGGGGGAGGGCCCAGCCCUGGGGGGACAGAGCUGCCAGCAUCGGGUAUCCCCAGCCUUGCCGUGUGGGCCCCUGCCCAAGCUGUGGCCCCAGAGCCGGAGGAGAGGUGGCCCUGGAAGGAGAGAGAACUCCUGAUAACCAGCAGCUUUAGCCGGCCCCCCAAUGCCCUGAUCCGGCAGCUGGAGGGUUAUGGCCCAGCGUCCACACUCACCAUCAGGAAGGAGACCAGCGAGGCCAUCCCAGCUCCAAGGCAGCUCGCUCCAAAUCCCGAGGAAGAGAGGAAGGGACCAGUCCCGACCCCUGCCUCCCCAGAGAGCACGAGCCCAGCCCAGGACCCCCAGUUUCCUAGCACCUCCCCAGGUUUAGCGCCUCUAGUUGCUUCGGAGCCGGGGAGUAGGGUCAAGGAGGGGCCUGAGAAUACUCUUCCAUGCACUGAGGGAGAAGCUGGGGAUAUCCAGGCUCAAGAGAAUGCUCCCAUUAUCCAGAAGGGUCCUGGGUUGAGCUCAUCCUCUUCCUCAGGUCCUUCUCCCAGAGCCCGCAGGACCCUAGGAUCUCUAACCUCAGUCACUUCUCCCAUGGAAUCUCCAGCCUCAGUCCCUGCACCCACAGGGUCUCUGACCUCAGCUCCUGUACUUAAAGGGUCUCCAGUCUUAGCCCCAGCACCCUCAGGGUCUUUGACCUCAACCCCUGUACCCACAGUGUCUCUGUCCCAAACGCCCCUGUCCUCUGCUCCUUCACCCAAAGAGUCCCCAUCCUCAGUUCCUGUACCCAAAGGGCCCACCUCCCCAGCCUCUGCAUCCACAGGGGCCCCAGCCUCAGCCUCUGCAUCCACAGGGGCCCCAGCCUCAGCCCCUGCAUCCACAGAGUCCCCGUCCUCAGCUCCUGUACCCCAAAGAUCUACCUGCCCAGUCCCUGCACCUAAAGCUCCCAUUGCCCAAGCCUCAUUGCCCAAGGAUCUGCCACCUGGGAGCCUUGCCUCACCUGUCAGGAGUUCCCAGAGCCCUCUGGGGGUUGAAAGUCCAACAGCAUCUCCAGCCCUGGACCUACCCCCGGGGGGCCGGUCUGUCAGGGCUCUGCCCCCGAGCCCCAGUGGCAGCUGGGGAAACCUUAUUUCCAUGGUUUUGCGGAGCCAUCCCUUCCCCAGCUCAGAGAAGGACCCAGGGGAGGUGGCUUGGACCAGCCCUGCAGAGAAUUUGGGUCCUGCAGCUGGGCCCUCCCCAAGCAGCAAGACGGGGGAGCUCACUGCAGGGGGAAAGGGAGUGGUUGAGGAGCCUCAGGUCAGGGUUAGGGCUCCCCCACCCUCAGAAAGAUUGGAAGCCCCAGGAGCACCCGUUCCCAGUGACCCCAGGGGCCUGAAUGGGGCCCAAGUGGAGGAGAAAAGGAUGGCCGAAGCGGAGCUCCGAAGUGUCGCCCGGGGGCCCUCACCUCCCCUGGAGCCCCUUGGCCACCGGGAGGAAAGGAGGUCGGAGGCAGCGCCCCCCCGAGAGGCCCUGCCUGACGGGCAGCCCGCACCCCGGCCCCGGAAGCGCAGCAUCUGCCAGGUGGCCGACAGCCUGGCCCAGAAGGUGAGCCCGGUGGCCCCCUCCCAGAAGGAGACCCCUGCGGGGCUAGUAGCCCCCCUCUCCGAAAGGCAGCUCCAGGACAACCAGCUGAUGGCCUUCCUGAGGCGCCCCGGGACCUGGGGCACGGUGGAAGGGCAGCGCAAGCCCAGCCACCCCCCCGAGGACCUCCCCGGCGCCGUGGCGGCCCUGCGGCGGCACCUGGACCUGGGCAGCUGUGUGGAAGCCCUGACCUUCGCCCAGCAGCACGGCCAGCUGGCCCUGGCCGAGGAAGUCUACGCCCUCAUGAGCGACAACUUCCUCCUGGUGCUGGGUGAUGCCCCGCUCUACCGGCAGCUCAGCGCGGGGGACCGCGAGCGGAUCCUGGCCCUCCGGAGCACCCGGGGCCAGGCCGUGCUGGGGGUGCUCGUGCUGCCCAGCGCGUACGGGGGGGCCCGGCCGGGCUUGGCGGGGGGCUCCCAAGCGGCAGAGCCCCCAGCUUCCCUCUCGGGGCCCAUGGCCCGCACGUACCUGCACAUGUUCGAGCCUGGCAGAAACGCGUGGCUGCCCCUGGCCCUCGUGCCCGAGGAGGCCCCGCUGCGGGGCUGUGGCGUGUGCACCAUGCACAACUACCUGUUCCUGGCCGGGGGCAUCAGGGGCUCGGGGCCCGGGGCCGUCUGCACCAACGAGGUCUUCUGCUACAACCCGCUGACCGACAUCUGGACCCAGGUCCGGCCCAUGCUGCAGGCCCGCGCCCAGCUGAAGCUGGUGGCCCUGGAGGGGCUUCUCUACGCCAUCGGGGGGGAGUGUCUUUACAGCAUGGAGUGCUACGACCCUCGCACCGACCACUGGACCUCGCGCGCCCCUCUCCCCGCAGGCACCUUUCCUGUGGCCCACGAGGCCGUGGCCUGCCGGGGGGACAUCUAUGUCACGGGGGGCCACCUCUUCUACCGCUUGCUCAAGUACAGCCCCCCGCAGGACUGCUGGGCCGAGUGCCCCUACAGUGCCAGCCACCGGCGCUCCAGUGACAUGGUGGCCCUGGGUGGCUUCCUGUACCGCUUUGACCUGCUGCGCGGGGUCGGCGCCGCCGUGAUGCGCUACAAUACGGUCACGGGGUCCUGGAGCCAGGCCGCCCCCCUGCCCCUUCCCGAGCCCAUCCCACUCCGGUGUGCGGUCCUGGGGAACACCAUCUACUGCCUCAACCAGCAGGUCACGGCCACCUUCGCUGUGUCCGAGGGAACGGCGCAGUUCGAGGCUCGCCAGCUGAAGCCCUUCCCUAUGGGGGGGAAGGGUGUUCUCUGCCCCUUUACCCUGACACUCCCCACCCUGUCCCCGCUACAGACCCCACUGUAAGCUCACAAAAUCCUGCUGGCACUGGGUGAUGAGCCCUGCGAGGACC
Messenger RNA from Sarcophilus harrisii (Tasmanian devil), 3907 nucleotides. RefSeq names its product kelch domain containing 7B (gene KLHDC7B). Gene Ontology annotation, molecular function: protein binding. The record is from RefSeq and is a predicted model, not a curated record. Lineage: Eukaryota; Metazoa; Chordata; Mammalia; Dasyuromorphia; Dasyuridae. The transcript is spliced from 2 exons. Bases 1 to 3861 code for a protein of 1286 amino acids.